AUCACAUAAUGACAUCAAUUUUACGGGGUAGAAACAAAGAGCAAACACGCCUACAUUAAUAAAUAAUUACCUACCUUCCUACUUUCCCAUCUCAGAUUCCUUUCACCAGUUACCUCCAUUCUCUGCUGAUGGUUUUUUAAUCUCAUUCAAACCUCUUUGAACGUCGAACUGCAUAAAAAAAGACACUUGCCUCUAUCAUUUUACAGAAGAAGACAACCAUCAAAAUGUCGUCCAACACCUUUUCAAACACGAACACCGGCGACAAGCCUGAGGACCCUUACAAGGCCAAAAACCUCGACACCACUUCAACCACCAAGGAGAAGAUUGACGAUCUCGCAAAGUUCAUGGACUCCUGCAAGUUUGGCAUGAUGACAACUCGCGACAGCACAACCAGCUACUUGCACUCCCGCUGCAUGGCCUUGGCUGCCAAGGAGACGGGAGGCAUUGAUCUCCUCUUUCACACCAACACCGAGUCCGGCAAGACGGAUGAGCUCGCCUCAGACCCACACAUCAACAUCUCCUUCAUAAACACAUCAGGCGAGUGGGCUUCCAUCUCGGGAAAGGCCAGUAUCGAGACGGAUCGCUCUUUGGUCAAGAAGCACUAUUCGCAGGAUCUCAAAGCCUGGGUCGGUGAUCUGGGUGACGGCAAGCACGACGGUAGCGCUGAAGACCCUAGGAUCGGUAUCAUCCGUGUCAAGAUGCACUCGGCCGUGUAUUCGGUCGUGAACAAAAACCUGCUCAGCAGGGCCGCCGAUGUCGCGCAAGGUGCCAUCACGGGCAAGGCCCCAACUAUUCAGAAGUUGAGAGAGAUCAGCGAGGAGGAGGUUCUGACCUGGAGGAAGGCCAACUAAGAUGGCGGCUAUUACGAUUUGCAAAGAUUCUCACCCUCGGCUCGGAUAGGGACUGAUGGAGGUCUGGUUAACCAGAGCUGGGACCAUGAUCGUUCGGAUGAGGAACAAAGUUCGAGCUAGGCGCGGCUCGGAGGCUGGAAGGGAGUGACCGACCGUAGACAGCCAUUUCGAUAACAAUCAACCAUGUUGUCUGCCAACCUGAAUUAAACGUUUGAAUUUGAGGCUCCAAACCUCACGGCUGAA
Messenger RNA from Pyricularia oryzae 70-15, 1094 nucleotides. RefSeq names its product bli-3. The record is from RefSeq and is a predicted model, not a curated record. The transcript is spliced from 2 exons. NCBI's taxonomy places the organism in Eukaryota, Fungi, Ascomycota, Sordariomycetes, Magnaporthales, Pyriculariaceae. The coding region runs from base 225 to 851 and encodes 208 amino acids.